Messenger RNA from Paraphaeosphaeria sporulosa, 2477 nucleotides. RefSeq lists its product as uncharacterized. The coding region runs from base 298 to 2343 and encodes 681 amino acids. The record is from RefSeq and is a predicted model, not a curated record. Lineage: Eukaryota; Fungi; Ascomycota; Dothideomycetes; Pleosporales; Didymosphaeriaceae. The transcript has a single exon. Gene Ontology annotation, cellular component: membrane.
GCAUGGUGACGGCGUGAAUGGCUGCAGAGCCGCUCGGGCUUUGACAAGGGCUUCUAGCAGUGUUUACAAGCCAAACGAGGGAUAGCGAGAGGGACGCGACCACGUUGCGGCGGAAACCGCAGCUUCCGCGUGCCGGUCGAUUGCGUGUCUGUUGGAUGCGCUUCCGUACCGUUCCAUCCCUCCACGGCGCACCCGGGUCUGACCCGACUCACCUCACCUCUGCGACAUUGAUCACACUCGACCUCCAUCCGGCAAACUCCCAUACAUGCGCGCCGACGUGCGCUUGUUCCUUCCAAAAUGACGGCCUCUCCCGCCGGCUCAACGGCCUUCUUCGCCCUGGCCCUGCUCACCAUUGCCGCCGCCGUGCUCCUCCUCCUACGAUACUACCUCCCCCUACGGACCACGCCCGCAUACGUGACCGUCCCCGUCUUCCUCACCAUCGCACUCCCCGCCUCCAUCGUCCUCCUCGUCCCGAUCGACCUCGCAAGCAGCGCCGGCACCAAGGGCAUAUGGCUCGGCGAGAACGUCGUCUACAAGUCAUGGCGCGUCAUGUAUUGGCUCACCUUUGUGCUGUCCUGGGCGAUCCUGCCGCUGCUGGGCGAAUACACCGAUAGCGGGUACCGGGAGCCCAAGGCGCGCGCGCUAUACAGCGUCAAGAGCAAUGGGCGGUAUUGGGCUAUUAUGCUGGGGACAGGGAUUCUUGGUCUGCUGUACUUUAUUUGGUACAAUGGGUUCCAUCUGGAUGAUUUGAAGGGGACAGUUAUGGCGCUGGCGUAUGCGUGGUCGCUCGCGCUGGCGAUAUACCUGAUGGGACAUGGGCUCGUUGCGUUUCCGCGGAGUCUGUAUCGCUAUGCGAGCAUUACGGGGAGGCUGAAGAGGCUGCAGGCUCAGGCGCCGAAGAUUCAUGAGAGGUUGACGGAGAGCAUGGAUAAGCUGGAUCAGCAUGAGUGGCAGGUGGUGCAGCUCAAGCAGAGGAAGAAUGCCAUGACACGGGAGUUUCAGGAGUGGAUCGAUGAGUUGGCGGAGAAAAGCAGUCUGCCUGAGAGCAGGGCGAGUCUGGUUGGGCGCACGAGCACGGCGACGGUGCCGCCGGUCAUCACCGAGAGGUAUCUCGCGGAUCUGACACGGAAGUUGAAAAGAGCGAGGCAUGCGAAGGUACGGUUUGAGAGCGAGUGGGAUCGACUGCUCCACAAGGCAAUCAAGACACAGGCUAUACUCGACUCAAAAGCAAGUCAACGAUUGGAGUUGAAGGCGUCGCAGUUCCAGACACGCAAUGGCGGCUUCUUGCAUCGAACUUCGUUGCUCACGCCCUACACUCGGUAUCUCCUCCACGUACACGUUAUACCGACACUAUUCUACCUCGCAUGGGUUCUCACAUCUCUGGCAUCCUUGGCAGUCGUAUGGUCCGAAUGCAUCCGCUCCUUCGUCCGCGACACCAAGCUCUCCGUCAUCGGCCUUACGGUUGUACAUCACCCACCAUCUUCGCGCGGCCAAAUAGGAUUCGGCGGCCAAUUUAUUGCCGCCCUGUGGCUGUGCUACAUGCUGACCUGCUCCUUCUUCUCCCUGACGGAAGUCAAGAUCUGGGGAAACCGCGCGCUCGUCCGCCGAAACACAUACCAAGAAUCCGCAACGUGGUAUUCCCUCCAGCUCGCCAAGCUGACCGUCCCGCUCUCGUACAACUUCGUAACUUUCAUGCCGCGCAUGAUCGUCCACGAAACAAGCUUCUACAGGCUCCUUGGGAAGUACAUCGAGCUGACGCCCGCGGGGCAAAAGUUCAGCGACUACUUCCCCAUCAUCAUCCUCGUGCCCGUCCUCGCGACCGCAUUCGGGCUCUACAAGAAAGUUAAGAACAUCAGCGGGUUCGGGGAUCUGCUGGAGGACGAGGAAGACGAAGCUAUCGAGGCAGCGGGCACCGGCGGCUGGCGCGAGGGCCGCGCCCUCAUCGAGCGCGAGAUUCAGGCAUCGUCGAAUAACGGCAGUCUUGGGCUUACGCCGCGGCGCCCUUCGCCGCCUGGUGAGCGCUACAGCGAUAACCCGCCGCUCGCGGCCAAUGCGGAGUCGAGCUCGAGGCGGGCGCCGCUGGGAAGGAGCCAGGUUAUUGAGGAGGAGGCCGACGGCGGGUUCUUUGAGAGCUUUGGCAACAGGGUCAAGAACACAUUUGAGACGAGGGAUUGGAAUUUGAACUUUGAGCGGCCGAGGUGGCUGGGUGGGGAGAAUGAAGUGGAGAGGGGGCAGCGAAGUAGAGGGGCCGCUGGUGGUGGAGCCGGAGUCGGUGGGGAAAGGGGCGGUGGGUUGUUGGCUCUGUUUGGAGGACGACCUGAGGAGGGGAGAGUGAGGUUGUAGGCUUGGGAUAUUGGGCUGGGGCGUUGCAUGAGCAUUGUACUGGCGUUGUGAGAUUAUUAUAUCAUAGACUGGGAUGGUGGUGAAAGGCGAGUGUAAUGUAGAGAUAGUUGUAAUACUUCAUCAGUACCAACACA